Molecule: messenger RNA, 1647 nt
Organism: Penicillium brevicompactum
Lineage: Eukaryota; Fungi; Ascomycota; Eurotiomycetes; Eurotiales; Aspergillaceae
Exons: 4
Coding region: 1-1647 (548 amino acids)
Biological process (GO): transmembrane transport; carbohydrate transport
Cellular component (GO): membrane
Molecular function (GO): carbohydrate:proton symporter activity
Source: RefSeq, a predicted model, not a curated record
AUGGCUGGAGGAACAAGUAUCUGGAUCAGCAGUGAAGCAAAAACCGAUCCAAGGGAGAUUUUCAACCUUCGGCUUCUUUAUCUUCUUGUUGCAGUGGCUUGGGGUGGAUCAUUUUAUGGAUUCGAUACUGGAAAUAUUGGAGGCAUUCUCACACUGCCCUCUUUCAAAAAUGCUUUCGGACUGAAUGAUGUCUCUCAAGCGGAGCAAGAUAACAGAAAGGGCACCAUAGCCUCCAUGCUGGCGGCGGGCGGCUCAGCCGGCGCACUACUCGCCGCUCCCACAUCAGACUACAUUGGCCGAAAGUGGUCAGUCUUUGGAUGGGGUCUCGUGUUUGUCAUUGGUGCCGCAAUGCAAAUGGUUGCCGACUAUGAUGUGCUUCUGGCUGGUCGAUUUAUCGCUGGUAUGGGAGUGGGUGCAUCAUCCAUGCUUACACCCCAGUUCCUGGCGGAAAACUCACCGAAAUCGGUACGAGGAUCGAUGACAGCCACUUACAAUCUCAUGAUCGUGACAUCAUUGAUGUUGGCAUUUUGGGUAAACUACGGCGUUGCGAAGUGGUCGUUCCCAGGCGUCGAAAAUGACGACAUGCAAUGGAGGACAGCAAUGGGUAUUCAAAUCAUCCCGGGCGCUUUGCUCUGCUUGAUGAUUCCAUUUGUCCCGGAGACACCUCGAUACUUAAUUAACCAUGGCAAGAAUGAAGAGGGACUCAGAAAUAUUUGCAAGUUGAGAAAACUGCCUGCUGAUCACGAGUACGUUCAAACUGAGUAUCGUGAGAUUUUGGCCCAGGUGCGCCACGAACAAGAAUGUUUCGCUGGCCACAGUUACUGGGUUGUCCUCAAGGACGUGGUCUCUUCACGAAGCAAUUUCCAGCGUUUCUUCCUAUCGGUCAUGCUGUUCCUGUUUCACAAAUUUACAGGCACUGACUCUUUGAACUAUUAUGCGCCCGAGAUCUUUGAAAUGAUCGGUGUCAAGGGAGGCUCUACAAGUCUUCUUACCACAGGCGUCUACGGUGUUGUGAAGACAGUUGUGUCUAUUUUGUAUGUUGGGUACCUCGUCGAUCGCAUUGGCCGCCGGCUGCCCCUACUAGUCGGAGCCACACUACAAGCAACUUCCAUGCUGUAUUUGGCCCUUUACCUGCGCUUCGCAGGAACAAGCACAGACAGCGUUGGAAGUGGCACGCCUGCGGGAGGAAUAGUUGGCAUCAUCUUCAUCUAUGUCUACGCAUUUGGAUGGUCGUUCGGGCACUCCGUGGCCUGCUACGUGGUGGCAGCUGAAGUAUUUCCCACAAGAAUUCGGUCCUUCUGUAUGGCUAUAUGCUUCUUUGUCAAUUGGAUUGUUGACUACGGUAUCACACGGGCUACGCCAAAUAUGAUCACGGAAAUGGGCUGGGGCACAUUCCUACUCUACUCCAUGCUGACAUAUCUGGGUGUCAUCUUUAUCUACUUUUGCUUGCCAGAGAUGAAGGGCCGCUCGAUGGAAAGUAUGGAUGACCUGUUCGAGCGGCCACUGUGGACUAUGUGGAAACACGCCUACCCCACCGAGGAAGAGAAGAUUAGGAGAGAUGUCCGCGAGGACCUUUUGGCCGGGAAGACCCAAGCAUUGGAAGAUGAUGGAAAGACACAGCGUGUGGAGCAUGUUGAAACUGCCUAG